AUGCCUAGAAAGAAGUCCGCCGCCAAGAGAGCUAGAGAAGCUGAAGUGAAGGAGAAACAGCCACCACAGGAAGUGGAAAAACCCCAAGAUGAGCCGGUAGAUGAUGCUCAGGAAUCUGAAAACGAAUCAUCUUCAAGUGAGGAAGAGGACGAAUACGGUGAAUUAGUUACCGAAGAUGUGGAAGAAGGUAUAAAUAAAGUUUUGUCGGCACUGAGAAGUGGUAAUACGCAAGAGUUAUUGAACCCGGAAGCAAAAUUCUUUGAGGAUCCAGAGAAAGCAGCUGAACUUGAUAGUAAUAGAGAGAAACAUAAGCCAAUUUACCUAAAGGAUUACCAUCGUAUGAACAUUUUAUCUGGACAUGCAUUAGAAGAUGACGAAAAUGAAAAUGCAAAUGAGAAUGGAACCGUAGAUGGGAAACAAUCUUAUGCCUCACAACAGAAUGAAGAGAAAUCCCAGCUUCUUAAAGAGAUUAAUGAAGCAUUUGAUGGAGAUGAAGAGGACAAAGAACAGGAAGAAGGUGAUGAUAUGUUAGUGAAGAAGGAACAUCAAGCUCCAGUAGCAGGGUUAAAAUUACCAGAUCCUGAAGAAAAUGGCGAAGAAUUUUUGAAGGCAUUCGAUUCUAAACAAGCAUGGAUUCCUCAUAAGGGUGAUAAAUUCGGCACUAAUAUGGAGGAAGAUGAUGAAGCGUUCGACAAUGCAGUGGAGAAUUUUGAAAACGCUUAUAAUUUCCGUUUCGAAGAUCCAAACGCUGCUAAUAUUAUUUCAUAUGCACGUACUCAAGCAACCCUGAGAAGAUCAGAUACAACGGCACGUAGAAGAAAGAGAGAUGAAGUUAAGCUACAGAAGCAGCUUGAAAAGGAAGAGAAGGAGAAAGCUUUGCACAAGAGAAAGACUGAAAAAGUCCGUAAAUUGACAGAUGUCCUGGAACAACUGCAAAAGGAAUAUGGUAAGGAAAUAGAUCAAGAUCUUGUGAAGAAGAUUACGGAUACUCUGAUGAAUAGUGACUUCAAAGUUGAUGAAUGGGAUAGGGUGAUCGGCGAAUUAUUUGAUUCCGAAUUUUACUCUGGUGAAGGUAAACCAACGUGGGAUGAAGACGAUGAAAUAAUGGGAGAUUUCUAUAAGGAAAAGGAGGAAGAUGCAAAGGAACAAGAGGAAGAAGAAAGAAGUGGAAGAGAGGCACCAUCUGAUGUUGAAGAACCACCUAAGAAAAAGGCUAAGAAGGAGAAGCAAGAGAAGAAGAAGUCCAAGAAACAAUUACAUGAAGCUGUGGAAACUGCUGUUGACAACAACAAACUGUCACUUAUUGAUGAAGUGGAAGAGGAAAGAAAACCUAGGGCUCGUACGAAGGAGGAACAAGAUCUGAAGUUUAGAUAUCGAGAGGUAUCUCCAGAAUCUUUUGGUCUUACCUCCAGGGAUAUCUUUGCUGCUGACGAUUCUGAACUGAACAAAUAUAUCGGUUUGAAGAAAUUUGCUCCUUAUAGAGCUAAGGAAUUAAGGAACAAAGAUAAGAGGAAAGCGGCUAAACCUAGAAGAUUAAAGGAAUGGAGAAAAGAAGUUUUCCAUAACGAAGAAGGUCCCCUUCUCGAAUCAUCAGCACAAGGAGAGCAAUCUACUUCGCAGAAGAAGAGUAGCAAGAAGCAUAAACACAAGUAA
Molecule: messenger RNA, 1653 nt
Organism: Zygosaccharomyces rouxii
Lineage: Eukaryota; Fungi; Ascomycota; Saccharomycetes; Saccharomycetales; Saccharomycetaceae
Gene: KRI1
Product: Kri1p
Exons: 1
Coding region: 1-1653 (550 amino acids)
Biological process (GO): endonucleolytic cleavage in ITS1 to separate SSU-rRNA from 5.8S rRNA and LSU-rRNA from tricistronic rRNA transcript (SSU-rRNA, 5.8S rRNA, LSU-rRNA)
Cellular component (GO): nucleolus; 90S preribosome
Source: RefSeq, a predicted model, not a curated record